AUGUGUGCAGUGGAGCAGGCAGCUCUCGUAGUCAGGAGUUUUCUCCCCAGCCCAGCAGGGGCUCUGGAAAGUCCCUCCCCAUGUGGUCUCAGCCCCUUGUGUGCACUGGGGGUGACAGCUCUGGCCCUCUCUUGGCAGGUCUUGGGGCAUAAGUCCAGAAGGGGCCACGGUGGGCAGCUGGUUUCCUGGAGGGCAUAAGACUCCAGGCUUCCUUGGACAGCUUCAGGGUUUCUGAUGACAUCACUGGUUGGGAGAAAUAGGCUUUCCAUACCCAUGUUCCAUCUUCUCUUUGCCGCUCAUGCCCUUGGCCUAGCUGCAGCUGCACAGAAGGCCGUGCUGACCCUGGACCCUCCCUGGAGCACCGUGUUUGAGGGGGACAGCGUCACUCUGACGUGCAGGGGGCCCCGCUUUCCUGGAUCAAACCUCACACUUUGGUAUUUCAAGGACAAGCUCUGGAAAUCUACCUACAAAAAGACCCUCCUAAUUAAAGAUGCAGAAGAAACACAGACAGGCAAAUAUGAGUGCCAGAUAUAGGGCUCCCCACGCAGCAACCCGGUCCAGCUGACUGUUUCCAAGGACCAGCUGAUUCUUCAGGCCCCUCCUUACGCAGUAUUCGAAAGGGACCUGCUGGUUCUCAAAUGCCGUGGGCGGAAAGACAGAAGCAUGUCUAAGCUCAGGUAUUAUAAAGAUGGAGCAGGCAUUACAUCGCGCAGUGUAAAUUCAGAGCUGUCUAUUCCAGAAGCAAGUACAAGUGACAGUGGCACAUAUCAAUGCAAAGGACAAAUGGACAGUGCUGACUUUCCUUCCGUAAUCACGUCUUCUGAGGUGCCCAUUUUUGUCCAAGAGCUGUUUUCAACACCCGAGCUGAGGGUGGCCGGCUCAGCUGAAGCCAUAGAAGGAAACCCACUGACCCUGCAGUGUGUCACGCAGCCCAACCCCCUGAAAUCAGGCCUACAGCUUCAGUACUCCUUCUACAAGAACAGCACGAUCCUGAGAGAGCCAACGAGCUCCCCUGAGUACCCGAUCCCAGACGCGGGGCUGGCGGACUCGGGACCCUACUCCUGUGUGGUGCAGGCGGUGACCUCAAGUGAUGAGAAAUGGAGCCUGAAGCUAGACGUCGAGGUUAAACGAGUCCCCGUCUCCGGAGUCACCCUGAGGGUGCAGCCCCACCAUGGGCAGGUGGUGGCAGGGGAGCGGCUGAUGCUGAGCUGCUCCGUGGCUGCGGGCAUGGGGCCUCUCGCCUUCUCCUGGCACAGGGAGGGCUCUGGCCUGGCUCUGAGGACAGAGACUCUGCGCUCACAGAGGAUGGACUACGAGAUCCCUGCUGCCAAGGAGAGUGAUGCCGGGGAGUAUUACUGCGCUGCCUCCAAUGGCCACGUCCCGGUCCUGAGCCCACAGGUGACGGUCACAAUGAGGGGGGACAGGACGGCCCAGCUGGUUUUGGGUGUGACUCUCGGUGUCCUGUGCCUGGUCGGUGCUGCUGCAGCUGCCGUGUUGUAUGCCAGGCACCGGCAGAAAGCGGAUCAGAGAUUUUUCAUGGUCAGGAUGAGGAGCAGUCCAGAGCCAGCGCAGCAGGACCCCCUCACCCAAAGUCUGCCUUCCCUGGCUGCUACGGAGCCCGAUGAACCAGAGCCACCAUACAAAAAUAUGUCCCCCCAGGAGCAGGGCAGUGGAGACGUGGUCUAUUCUGUUAUCAGCAUUGAGGAAGGAGGCGGGGGCAGGCACAUGGAAACCCCCCUGAGGGAGAAUCCCCAAGCUCUCCCCGGAUUUGUCAGCUGAAACAGGGGCCUCUGCAAGGGAAGGCCGGCCCACAAAUGGCAUUUAUGAGAACGUGCCCCACCUGUAACCUGCAUGGACCCCAGCACGGCCCCUCGGUGCCUGGAGCACCUGGGCUGACCAGCAACUCUUGGCUCCCCGCUUGGCCUGUAGCAGAGCGUGCAGGGCAUGAGGCUGGGACCAUGGGAGCCGCUGCCCAGCCCGGUGCUUCUGAGCCGUGAAGGGACGCGGUAGUGACUGGAGGCUGCAGCUCUGUAUUGGGCAGCUGCUGCCGGCGCCAGGAACAAGGACCCAAUGGCUGCGGCUGAGUCACUGAGAGGGGCAGCCGGCUGAGUGAGGGGUCCUGGCCUGGGGGAGCGGGGCCAGACAGCAGCCCUGAUCUGCUGUAAUCCUUGGGGUGGGGCCGUGACUCUCAGGAUCCCACCCCAGAGGGUGCUGGCCUGGCUGUUGUGACCACGGGAUAUUCAAUAAAGACUGAAUUUGCUG
Alligator sinensis (Chinese alligator) is the source of this 2262-nucleotide messenger RNA. Its product is annotated as Fc receptor-like protein 4. Gene Ontology annotation, biological process: cell surface receptor signaling pathway. The record is from RefSeq and is a predicted model, not a curated record. The transcript has 11 exons. Lineage: Eukaryota; Metazoa; Chordata; Crocodylia; Alligatoridae. Gene Ontology annotation, molecular function: transmembrane signaling receptor activity.